AUUCAAGUCGUCCCCAGUAUGUCGUUUAACAGCUGAACUCAAUCAGGCGGGAUGGAAAAUUCAUGGUGAAAGACGGCUUGAUUCUCCUGUGGAGAGAGCUGAAGUGAGUGUGUGAGGAGAGGAGUGUGUCUGAACAACAUGGAAAAGGAGAGAAGACCCUCUAAACAGUACGGCUCUCUGGAGAAGACGCAGGUGGAUGAAGCGACGGAGAAAUCAACAGAGGAUGUCGUUUCCAUGGCUGACUCCACAAUUACCAUCGAGGACAUCGAAGGAGAGCUGUGCAAAAUCGAGCGGAUAAGAGACAUCCUUGUACGGAGAGAAUCAGAGCUGAGAUACAUGAUGGAUGACAUCCAGCUCUGCAGAGAAAUCACAAGGCUGAAGACGGAGCUGCAGAAACUCGUCUCGAUUCCAGACAACGACAAGUCGAAGGAGGACAGAGAGAGAGAAGAGGAGCUGCUGCAGCAGAUCAACAAGCUGGUGGAGACCAGAGACUUCCUCGUGGACGAUGUGGAGUUCGAAAGACUGAGGGAAAGAGAGGAAGACAGAGAAAUGGCCGCCUUCUUACAGUCCAAAUUUCCCACGACACUGGCUGCAAAAGGCACGUUGCAGGAUCAGAGGGUGGCGUCCAAAUCUCAGCAGACGUCGGCGCCGUUCAUCACCAAAACUGGGAUCACGCUGCUGAAGGACUGCUGCGGCUUCACCUGCUCCAUCAUGUAACACUGACCAGGACACUCUGUGUGUGUGUGUGUGUGUGUGUGUGUGUGUGUGUGUGUGUGUGUGUGCCCUUCUCAGAAAGAUUACCUACAUUAAUCUUCAUCAUGCCUGUUUGCAUAUAAUGUAAGAGACGUGUAUUAUAACAUAUUAUGUGAUUUGCUGUGAGAUGCUGUGGUUUGAUGUCGUGCAGAGGGGAAGCUGACCGGCUUAUAGUUAUACUAAUAAUGCUUUCUGUCCAGUUAGGGUCAUUAGAUAUUAUUACAGCUGCUCUGACUUUGUAUUUGUGAUGUAAGUAUCUGUGAGGGAAGAAACUACACCUGCUGUAGAGUUGUAGCGACGUAUUAUAAUAACAUUGUUCAGACUGCAGCUGGUGAUUACUGUUUUUUUUCUUUCAUCUUUUAGCAAAUGUUUGGUCCAUAAAUGAUCCAGUUAGCAGCAGCAGUGUAUUGAGUUAAUAUAAGAUUACAGUUUUAUAAAUAAAACGAAAAUGCAGAACCCUGUACUUGAACAGAGCUGAACAAAUGUGAUGCAGAUUUAUGCAGAAAGUUUUUAUACUGCAACGAAAUAUUGUUCAUUUGCUACUCAGUGACAACUUAAACCAAAGUCUUUGUCUGAUCUGAGUGUAGUUAGUGUUUUAAUGAUAGGCCUUCCAGUCAGUGUUUUAUUAAAAGAUUUUCAGAUACCCUCACCAGCCACUUUAUUAGGUACACCUGUUCAACUGCUCAUUAACACAAAUAGUUAAUCAGCCAAUCACGUGGCAGCAACUCAGUGCAUUUAGUCAUGUAGACGUGGUGAAGACGAGCUGCUGAAGUUCAAACUGAGCAUCAGAAUGACGAAGAAAGGUGAUUUAAGUGACUUUGAACGUGGCAUGGUUGUUGGUGCCAGACGGGCUGGUCUGAGUAUUUACUGGGAUUUUCAGCACAACCAUCUCUAGGGUUUACAGAGGAUGGUCCCAAAAAGAGAAAAUAUCCAGUGAGCCAAAAUGCCUUGUUGAUGCCAGAGGUCAGAGGAGAAUGGCCAGACUGGUUCAAGAUGAUAGAAAGGCAACAGGAAGUCAAAUAAGCACUGGUUCCAACCAAGGUGUGCAGAAGACCAUCUCUGAAGCAACAACACCUUGUCCAACCUUGAAGCAGAUGGGCUACAGCAGCAGAAGACCACACCAGGUGCCACUCCUGUCAGCUAACAACAGGAAACUGAGGCUACAAUUCACACGGGUUUUCUCACCAAAACUGGACAAUAGAAGAUUGGAAAAACCACAUUCAGAUGGAAGCAUGGAUCCAUCCUGCCUUGUAUCAACGCUUCAGGCUGCUGCUGGUGGUGUAAUGGUGUGGGGGAGAUUUUCUUAGUACCAACUGAGCAUGGUUUAAACACCACAGCCUACCUGAGUAUUGUUGCUGAGCGUGUCCAUCCCUUUAUGACCACAGUGUACCCAUCUUCUGAUGGCUACUUCCAGCAGGAUAACGCACCAUGUCACAAAGCUCACAUCAUCUCAAACAUGACAAUGAGUUCACUGUACUCCAAUGGCCUCCACAGUCACCAGAUCUCAGUCCAAUAGAGCACCUUUGGGAUGUGCUGGAACGGGAGAUUCUCAUCAUGGAUGUGCAGCCGACAAAUCUGCAGCAACUGUGUGAUGUCAUCAUGUCAAUAUGGACCAACAUCUCUGAGGAAUGUUUCCAGCACCUUGUUGAAUCUGUGACACCAAGAAUUAAAAAGGGGGUCCAGCCUGGAACUAGCACGGUGUACCUAAUAAAGUGGCUGAUGAGCGUAUAUGAUAAAAAAUAAUCUAUUAUUUUGUGUGACUAUGACUGUAGAAUGUAUCAUCUCUGCAAUGCUGUUAAAAUAAAGACUUUUA
Molecule: messenger RNA, 2566 nt
Organism: Epinephelus moara (kelp grouper)
Lineage: Eukaryota; Metazoa; Chordata; Actinopteri; Perciformes; Serranidae
Exons: 7
Coding region: 139-717 (192 amino acids)
Source: RefSeq, a predicted model, not a curated record